AUGAAAAUCACAGGCAUUAAGACGCACAUAUUCUCCUCACAGCAUCGCAACGCCAAGCGCAACUGGCUUAUAUUGCGCCUGACCACCGACGAAGGUAUCGAAGGGAUCGGCGAGGCGUCGAUGCUGAGCCACGACCCGAUGGUGGCAACGCUGCUGCACGAAUGGACGGAAGCCUAUCUCGUGGGCAAAAAUCCGCUGCACCACGAAGUUCACUGGACGCGCAUGUACCAGGACAAUCUAGGGCGUGGUGGUCGCCUUUUCAGCACUGCUCUCUCCGGCAUAGAUAUCGCGCUCUGGGACCUGCGAGGCAAGGCACUCGGCGUGCCUGUUUAUGAACUGCUUGGCGGUCCGUACACCGACCGCAUCCGUGUAUAUGCCAACGGUUGGUACACCAACCCCGGCUUACCCGAACAGAAUGCUGAGGAAGCACUGCGCGUAGAAGCGCAACUCGCCGAAGACAGAGUGGCCGCCGUGCGUGAGGCGGUCGGCCCCAAUGUGGAGAUACUGGUCGAAGUGCAUGCCAAGUUCAAUGUCUAUACUGCGAUACACCUCGGCAAGCGUCUUGAGCAGUAUCGCCCGUUCUGGUUCGAGGAGCCUGUGUCGCAGGAGAAUGUGUCGGAGAUGAAGCAGGUGCGGGACAAUGUGAAUAUUCCCAUCGCCACUGGUGAAAGGCUUUACACGAAGUUCCCCUUCUUCGAGCUAGUGAAGAACGAGGCGGUUGACAUCCUACAGCCCGAUAUGUGCAACGCCGGCGGGAUCACCGAAUUGAAGAAGAUCGCUGCCAUCGCCGAGCCGCAGCACAUCAUGAUGGCGCCGCACAACACCAACGCCGCUGUCGGCACGGUCGCCAGCUUCCAUCUUGACGCGGCAAUGCCCAAUUUCCUCAUACAGGAAUAUCACGCAGAGUUCUACGAGCCGCACUACUUCGAGGUAUUCGACGGAUUACCCCGACAGAAGAACGGCUAUGUGGAACUGCCAAAAGGCGCAGGGCUGGGUUUGACGUUUAAUGAAGAAGUAGCGAACGCUCAUCCGCACAUGCCGCUGGAUCAC
Messenger RNA from Geodia barretti, 1050 nucleotides. The record is from the annotation of a GenBank genome assembly. NCBI's taxonomy places the organism in Eukaryota, Metazoa, Porifera, Demospongiae, Tetractinellida, Geodiidae.